Messenger RNA from Periophthalmus magnuspinnatus, 3807 nucleotides. It is a transcript of the gene inavab, whose product is annotated as innate immunity activator b. The record is from RefSeq and is a predicted model, not a curated record. The coding region runs from base 467 to 2305 and encodes 612 amino acids. Gene Ontology annotation, biological process: adherens junction maintenance; positive regulation of protein ubiquitination. The transcript is spliced from 11 exons. NCBI's taxonomy places the organism in Eukaryota, Metazoa, Chordata, Actinopteri, Gobiiformes, Gobiidae.
GGGUGGGUGGCUGGUUUGUGCUCGGGCCGCUUUCGCUCACCCGGGGAAAGAGCCCUCAAGAAAAAGUUAUCAAAAACUCAUAUUCUUCACUUUUCUUUUAAAAGCUUGUCUUAAAGAGCACAUCUGAUGAAGAGACAGUGGCGGUUUUCAUCGGAAAUAAUCCACAAAGUUAAGGCAAACCUCGAGCUCAAAUCUGGGAGAGAAAGUGGACGAGGAGAGACCGAUGGAGCGAGAGUUUGGAUACAGAUGCGAACAGGCACGAUGCUAGCUGCUAACUAGCUCCCGAGUUUCCAGUUGGGACAAGAGGAACACUGCUCCUGCUUAAGUUAUACGAUCCCUGCCUUCAAGAGUCCCGCCCCGAGCAAGACCCAAGCCACACCCCCUAGCAACACACAAGCCACGCCCCCUCCACAACCAGCACUGGAUACUUGGGACAUGUUGAACCUCUUUGCCUGAAGUUGAAAUCAUGGAGGGAACCGCAGAGAUGAGCGACAGUGAUUCUGGGAUCAUUCUUCACUCAGGCUCUGACAGUCCGACGUCUCACUCCAAAGACGUGACCACUCACACUCGGGCCAUGAAGCUGAAGCACCAGGCUCUGCAGGAGCGACUAGAGCUGUGUCUGCUGGAGCUCAGGACGCUGUGCAUCAGGGAGGCUGAAUUAACAGGGAAGCUCUCUAAAGAUUACCCACUGAAGCCCGGGGAGAAGCCGCCUCAGAUCCGCAGACGAGUGGGAGCUGCAUUCAAACUGGAUGAGCUCAGCCUCCCUCAGAAAAACGGGGAUUCAAACCUGAGCGCGGUGGACGCAGAGCUGGCUUUGCAGAUGAAGAUUUACGAAGCAGCUCGGCGUCUAUGUGAUGAGGGCUUGAGUAAAGCUGUGAGGAAGAGCAGACUUCAGCAGUGCAAACGAGAAGAGCAGAAACUCAAACAGCUCCAGGAAAAGGCCUUUAAACUAAGACUGGAGCACGGUCGGACCUCGCCUCUGCCUGCACUCAACAUCACUCAACCAGAGCAAGGAACCUCUGAUGACAGCUCCUUGUCUGAUUCUGUAGUACAAGAUGAAGAGGUCGCCAGCCACUCCUCUCAGCUCUUCCCCUCUGAGCCAGAUAUCCUCGUGCGGCUGCCUCGGUCCACUCCCUCCACUCCCAGCUCCUCACUGAACAGCGCCCCCUACACGGUCCCUGCAUCCCUACAGCUGACCCCAUGCCAGUCCCCACGUCCCAGUCUGGACUCCACUCUCAGUUUAAACUCCAGUCUCGCUCUGGAUGACCCCCCACCCAUUGAACACUCACCCUGGUCUGAAUCUAACCUGGAUCAGCCUCUCGAUCCGAAGAAGAAGUCUCGCUCUUCCAGCAAGAAAAGUACCCCUGUGAAGACGGAGCUGUUGCCCCCCCUAGAGGAGUGUCUGCCCCACCUCAAACUGGCACGGUCCCAGUCCAACAGCACCCCCUCCACUCCAGAGAUGAGAGUACACCGCCAGCUCUCACUCAGGUUAUCCGGCCCUGAAUCUCACUACAACCACGAGAAAGAGCGUGGAAGAACCAGAAGUGCUCGCAGACGCCUCACUGAAUAUUCGAUCACUUAUAACGAACCUUCUCCGGCUCCUUCUCCCUCUUUAAUGAAAAUAUCCCAAAGCAACUGUAACCACGCUGGAUCCGAGGACAGCAACUCAGACCACUCCUACUCCUCUUACAACAGCUCGCCUUGUCAUGAAUCCCCUUGCGAUUUACCCAAACAAUACCACUCUAACAUCUACUCCAAUGGAAGCUGCCAACCCCAAAUCUUCCCCCAUGCUAGCUACUAUCACAGUCCAAAACCACAAUCCUCCCCCAAAGCUUAUUAUGAAGACAUGGUCUAUCCAGCUGAAAUGGACAUGGGGAGAAGCUAUUACGCUCAAGCUCCACCUUCAAAUAGAUAUGAAUAUUGGUACAAGGAAGCGCCAGUACAGCAAUACCAAAGAGUACAGAGGACUCCAGAGAUUAGACUGGUCCCACCGCAACCAAUUUGGGAUCAACAUCAUAGUCCAAAUUACAGGGCGGGAGUUUUGCCUAAGCAAGUGGUGAACGAGCAGCUGAAGUCAUGGCAUAGACGUAGCAGUCAGCUUAAAACGCCCAGGUCUCGCUCGCUCGACAGACAGGGGGCAGUACGGUUCAAAAACACCCCCUCACCGAUGGCAAGAGAGGCAAACUUGUACCCGACGCCCAAGUAUCAAGAGCAGGUAAUUCCAAGAAGACCUCAGAGACCUUUAGACGACACUUCUGGACACUGGAUGGUUGAUGAUGGCACUCACUACAUUAGUCAAGUUUAAAAUUAAGAAAACUCUAAAAGCUCCUUUGUUACACAUUUAAUCACUUGGGCUGCCUCCUCCUCACGUGUUGUUUGGACAUUUUGUACUUUAAAAUUUCAACAUUAACAACACUACCACUGUUGAAGUUUACCAAAGGUUCAGUUGACCAGACCAUAAUGUUGCUGUUUUUUGUCCAUAUCUUCUGUCUAAAUCAUGAAAUCCAGAUAUAAUUAUGUUUAUGAAAAAAACAGGGUUAUUAUGUGUAGAACAAUCAGUUUGACGUGUUUUUGAAUACAUGCAAAUCACUGGGGGAAUAGGGUUGGGAAGCACAGGGUACCUCAUGAUUAGACUUGGUAUGAGAUGCAGGUAAUUCAAGAUUUGAUAAUCCAUACAUAAUUGCAGCCUCACUAAAGAAACUAUUUCAAUGUAUUAUUUUGUCACAGGCCUCAUGUAAAAGUUGAAAAAAUGUAAAGGUGUACUAAUUAACUGUUCUGGUGCUUGUUUCCAUGGAAAUAUUUGCUUUACCUAGAAUGUUCCAUGAUACCGGUACAUGUUAAAUGUAAAUGUUCAGGUUUUUAUAUAGCGCUUUCCCCCCUUCGAAGCAUUCAAAGCGCUUAACAUCAAGGAUACUACUAGUGCCUUGGAUAGAGUUUGACUUAUCCUUCUUCAGUUUAUCCGAAUACUGUUUAACCUCAAAAAUGUGCAUUCUUACUGUGAGUGGACUCGCCUCUCCACAGAUCUGACACAUAAUUCGGCCUGUUUAAUACCAUACUGUGGAACAUUUAGGCAAAGCAAUGACGUAUUCACUGAGACAAGCAGCUGACGGACCCUUGACUUGAGAAGUUACAUAGUGCUCCUUUAAUAUUUAAGUAAUCUGCACAAACCGGUUCCAAGGACAACAUUUUACAACUGCCAACAACUGUUACAGCAUCUUAUAUUUUAAAGAAAAAGCAAAUUAACUCAAAUGUGAUACAAUUGACAGGUUUAAUUAGCCAAAACAUAUUCACUGCAUUUUCUGAUUAUGUUUGUUGAAUGAAGGACAUAAAUGUGUAAAAUAUUUGUUAUAAUCUUUUUAGAUGACUCUGAACCACUAGAAACUACCUGCUUGAAUCUCAUAUCAUUAUGUACUAAACUGAAUUAACUUGAAACAUAUAUUGGUCUAAUCAUUUAAUUCAAAUAGAGAUAACUUAACCAAACCAAAUUAUCCUAAAAGUAGCAGAAAGGCAAUGUUAAAAUGCUUGGCAGCUAAUACAAGUGUUAUUACCUUACUGUCAUUGAUAAGUAAAUUGUUAAAAUUGUUUUGUGCACUGAUGCAUUAACACUAGACAACCACUAACAUGUUUUGGGCCAAAUUACUAUGAUUUUCCUGUGAUAAAAAUGUAUAAAUUGUUUUGUAAUCACUGCCAUUAUUUUUGGUCAUGUAUUGCAUUUGAUGGUACCUCCUUAUAAUGAGAUUUAGCCACUACUUAUUGUGCCUAUUUAUUGUGGAAAUCUGUGGAAGCCAAGGUUGAAUUUAAACAAAA